Acomys russatus (golden spiny mouse) is the source of this 2522-nucleotide messenger RNA. It is a transcript of the gene Cdkn2c, whose product is annotated as cyclin dependent kinase inhibitor 2C. Gene Ontology annotation, biological process: regulation of cyclin-dependent protein serine/threonine kinase activity; negative regulation of cell population proliferation. Gene Ontology annotation, molecular function: protein kinase binding; cyclin-dependent protein serine/threonine kinase inhibitor activity. The record is from RefSeq and is a predicted model, not a curated record. The transcript has 3 exons. Gene Ontology annotation, cellular component: nucleus. Bases 1167 to 1673 code for a protein of 168 amino acids. Lineage: Eukaryota; Metazoa; Chordata; Mammalia; Rodentia; Muridae.
UAAAACUCUGCCGUUAAAAUGGGGGCGGGUUUUUCAACUCAAAAAGCGCUCAAUUUUUUUUCUUUUCAAAAAAAGCUGAUGAGGUCGGAAAAAAAGGGAUAAGAAACCUGCACCGUCUCUUCAGAGGCAACCGAAGCAGCAGUUGCUUCAGCGGAAAAAGAAGCAAAGGAGGGAGGGAAGGAAAAGAUCCUGAAGUGGUGGGGAAGACGCGCAAGUGCCAGGAGCAGGGAAGGGAGCGGCGGUCAGAGGUUUUUAGGGAGCCGAACGACAAAAAGAAACUGUCAGCCGCGGCUCGCGAGGGACCGGCGCUGCCUGGCUGGGCUCCGGGACCCAGCUGGCUGGCGGACGCUGCCCUGUCCGCGGCACAGACCAGGGCUACAGGCCGGAGGACCGCGAAGAACUAACUGGCCAAGUGGCAUCGAGCGCCCGAGCUGCUGGGCGGCCGCCAAGAAGUCGCCGGGACUGGCUGCGCGCCGGAACAGCGGCGACCGCCUGUCCUUCCAAGGACCCUUCCCAUCACCGGAGGCGCCCCCACCCGACCCCCGGAAAAUCGGAAAGGAAGGGAAAGACGGCUGCAGAGGCGACAGCCGCAGCUCAGCGAGCGCUUGCACAGGAGAGCCUGAGCUAGCUCGGUCGUAGGCGGGAAGUUACUGGUGAGCUGGCCCGGCGCAGCAGCGAUGCUAAGGCGAGCUGCCCCAGCGGCUCGAGCCCCGUAGUCGCUCCCCCUCGUCGCCCUGCUCCGUCCUCAGGCUGCCGGGAGUCCCGGGACCCGGCGGGGCCGGCAUGACGGGCUUGGCGGGGGUCUGCCGCGCGCCCACCAGCCUCCGGAGACCCGCGCCCUGCCCGGCUCCCACGGCCUCUGAGGCUCGGCGGGGCUGCGGCAGCCCGGCGGGCGGGCUCCGGAGGCUCUUUUGAAGACGUCGAGCCCGCCUGGGAGUCGUCGAGACCGGAGAGUUGAGGGCCUCGGAACUGCUGCUCUGGUCUGCCUUCAGCGAUCAUCUUUAACCCCCCCGGAGCACGUCAGCAUCCAGCCCUCGCGGCGCUCUGCUAGCGAGCAGCACUCUGGACUACCCCCUUCGGCGAGACGGAUGGAAAGUGAGCCCCACGGAAGACUUGCCUCUGAAAUUCUGCCUCAAGUCACCACUGUGAACAAGGGACCCUAAAGAAUGGCCGAGCCUUGGGGGAACGAGUUGGCGUCCGCAGCUGCCAGGGGGGACCUAGAGCAACUUACUAGUUUGUUGCAAAGUAAUGUAAACGUCAACGCUCAAAAUGGAUUUGGGAGAACUGCGCUGCAGGUAAUGAAACUUGGAAAUCCGGAGAUUGCCAGGAGACUUCUCCUCAGAGGUGCUAAUCCCAAUUUGAAGGACGGAACUGGUUUCGCUGUCAUUCAUGAUGCAGCCAGAGCAGGGUUCCUGGACACUGUACAGGCUUUGCUGGAGUUCCAAGCUGAUGUUAACAUCGAAGAUAACGAAGGGAACCUGGCCUUGCACUUGGCUGCCAAAGAAGGCCACCUCCCUGUGGUGGAGUUCCUUAUGAAGCACACAGCCUGCAAUGUGGGCCAUCGGAACCAUAAAGGGGACACCGCCUUUGACUUGGCCAGGUUCUAUGGAAGAAGUGAGGUCAUUAGCCUGAUGGAGGCAAAUGGGGUUGGGGGAGCCACAAAUUUGCAGUGAGGGAGGGCUUUCCCACAUUGCCUUUACUUUGUCAGUUAGUUGGUUGGCUGUCUGUUUUACUAUCACUUAUUAAAAUAUAGGAUUUUGUUUUGUUUUGUUUUCAUACGUUAAGCAGCUAAUUAAAUCCUUCAAUUUGCCUAAGUGGAAAUCUUACUGCAAGUGUAUGAAAUAUUUAAACAUUCUUUCACUGUCAAAAUUCUGAUUUCUAACAUGUAAUUGCAAAUAGCUAUGCCUUCUGGAUAUUUUAUCUUUGAUUUUUUUUUUUUUUCCUUUGCUUUGCUUACCCUUUGCCAGUCUCAAUGUCAGACUUGGAGACUUUGUUUUAAAAAUGAUUUGUCCUGAUGCAUCUUUUGCCUAAUUAAAACACAUUUUUUUCAGAAGAGGACCACAUUUUCCUGUGGUUUUUUCCCCCACCACUUCUCUGUAACCUAUGCACAAUUUGCACUUUGUCAGAAAUCUGAUCAAAGCUCAUGAUCCUGUAAGUCUUAACAUUACAAAAGAACACAUUGGGAGCCUAGUUACAUUGUAGCUACAGUGGAGUUAGCUCUUUAUUUCCCUCCAUGCUCCCUCCCAAAGAGUUCAUUGGCCAGCUCUGCUUUUAUUAGUAUUUUAGCUUCAAAAAAGAAUAUGAACAUCACUUUUGAAAAUCAGAAUUAAAAUGAUUUCACUAUGACUUUCUUGAAAUGUCUAAUCUUCCCCUUUUUCUCAAAAUUGAGGCAAGCAGCUGAAAGGUAGAUUUUGGAAGAGGCAGUCUGAAAAAAGAUGACAGUUCUAAAAAGCCAGUGCUGAAAGAAAGCACCACUGUCAAGUGCUUCUGUUCGGUUAGGUAGUUUUUUAAGAUCAUAAAAU